AUGGCAGCCAAAAUUCUCCAGAAAUCAGACUUCCAAGGCUGGUGUGGCCUCGACAAGAAAUCCGCCGAAGGCAACAUGCAAUGGCAAGAAUUCCCCAAUCCCAAGAAAUGGGAAGAAACAGACAUCGACAUCGAAAUCUCUCACUGUGGGAUCUGCGGGAGCGAUAUUCAUACUUUGAGAAGCGGUUGGGGACCUACGCCUUAUCGUGAGUAAUAUCCCACAGCAACGACAAGCUCCAAUAAUAAUGAUGAUUGAUCGAUUCCAGCCGUCUGCGUGGGCCACGAGAUCAUCGGCCGCGCCAUCCGAGUCGGCAACAGGGUAUCCAAGAACAUCCAAAUCGGCGACCGCGUCGGCGUCGGAGCGCAGAAUUCCUCCUGCUUGCGCGCCGACUGCGAGGAAUGCUCCUCGGGUCUCGAGAACCACUGCACGCGAUCCGUGAAUACGUUCGCGGACAAGUAUCCCCACGAUGGCGGGGAGUCGUAUGGCGGGUAUGCGGAUUACCAUCGCGCGCCUUCACAUUUCGUGUUUAAAAUCCCGGAGGGCUUGGAGAGUGCAGAGGCCGCGCCGAUGCUCUGUGGCGGGAUCACGGUCUUCUCGCCGUUGAAGGAGAAUGGGUGUGGGCCGGGCAAGAAGGUGGGGAUUAUCGGGGUGGGAGGCUUGGGGCAUUUCGGGUUGUUGUUUGCGCGGGCGCUGGGGGCGGAUCGGGUGGUGGGGAUUUCGAGGAGGAGUGAUAAGAGGGAGGAUGUAAGUUUUCCUUUUCUUUCGUUUAUUUCCAAUGGAGGUGGGAGGGUGUCGAACUGAUGGUCUGUCUAUUCUCUUAGGUAUUGAAGAUGGGAGCGGAUCUCUACAUCGCGACGGAGGAGGAGAAGGACUGGUCGAAGAAACAUGCCCGGAGCCUGGACUUGAUCAUCUGCACGGUGAGCAGUCCGAAGAUGCCGUUGAGUCAGUAUCUGCGUCUCCUGAGGACGAAAGGCACGUUCAUCCAAGUAAGUAAGGCCUUCUCCUUCCUUUUUUUUCGACUCCCCUCUUCACAUCAUCGGUACCUUACUGACCUCCGCCUCCUCAGGUCGGAGCACCCGAAGACCAACUCCCCCCAAUGAAUGCCUUCCACUUCAUCGCAAAGGGCGCGAAAUUCGGCGGCAGCAUGAUCGGGAGCCCCGCGCAGAUUGAAGAAAUGCUGCAGCUGGCGGCAGAGAAGAACAUCAAGCCCUGGAUCAACAGGUAUUCGAUGCAGGACGCCAAUCGGGCGAUUGUGGAUAUGGAAGCGGGGAGGGCACGGUAUCGUAUCACGUUGGUGAAUGAGAAGCGUGCUGGGACGUCGUAG
Lecanosticta acicola is the source of this 1324-nucleotide messenger RNA. NCBI's taxonomy places the organism in Eukaryota, Fungi, Ascomycota, Dothideomycetes, Mycosphaerellales, Mycosphaerellaceae. The record is from the annotation of a GenBank genome assembly.